AUGUGCCCCGGUCCAUCAAAGGUCACCUACUACGAGAUCAGCUGUGUCUUCGACCUGGCGAUGAACGCCUGGGUCGACUACCUCAAGGGCGUGAUCCCGGCCUACCACAUGCAGGUGCUACUGAAGAUGUCGGGCAACUUCAAGGACUCCUGCUUUACGCGUAAAGUCAAGGUCUGCCUCUGGUGGCCCAAGGAAGAGGGAGACAAGGCUACCCGGGAGGAGCUCGCUGGCCAAUCCCCCAACGGAAACAUGAGCCUCGACGUCGUCAUACAAAUCCUCCCCAAAGCUUUCAUACACGUCCGAGAUGCAAUGAACCAUGCUGCCUCGGUCAUCGAGCAGGCCAAUCCAAGUAUCGUCGGGAAGACUGAGAACUCGAGGAAAUAUUCCACCUGGGACGCCGACAUGACAUCCGAGCAGCUUCUUACAGCGCUCUCAAUAGAUACGACCGCUCGCGGUGGCGCCAAGGAGCCCGAUAUUGGCCGGGUCAAGGACGAGCGCCCAUGGACGAGGAGCCUGACGUUGGCCGUGCCGAGCAAGACGAAUUCAACAAGCACAGCGCUGCCGACACCGGCCCACAGGCUCGGACAGAACAUUACGAAAUACAGGGGCGAGAAGGGCCAGAGCGCCGCUCGCACCGCUUCGCAAAGCCUCACCAGCAACAAAGGUCUAGACGUCGCCAACACUCGUGAGCGCGCCGCCACAGAUGCCCCAACCGGUGACACGGGCGACACCGGCAAGCGACCCCGUCCCCACGACUGA
This is a messenger RNA of Colletotrichum graminicola M1.001, 759 nucleotides long. RefSeq lists its product as uncharacterized. Lineage: Eukaryota; Fungi; Ascomycota; Sordariomycetes; Glomerellales; Glomerellaceae. The record is from RefSeq and is a predicted model, not a curated record. Bases 1 to 759 code for a protein of 252 amino acids. The transcript has 4 exons.